UUUAAUAAAGUUUCAAGAUUAAACAAUAAGUAGAAUUUGUAAAUGUAUAGUGAUAAUGUAGUAAUUUGCACAUGUUUAUACAUUGAUGUUUGAUGAAUGUUACCACAAAAAUGGAAGGUGAAUACGUGCGUGACAUUUACACGUGGCUUGAUAAAAUUCCAUUCUCCAGACCAAAACGAAAUGUAGCUAGAGAUUUUUCAGAUGGAGUAUUGAUGGCGGAAUUGCUAAAAAGAUACUAUCCGCGAUAUGUCGAGAUUCAGAAUUAUAUUCCAGGUUGCAGUACAGCGAAGAAACUCGACAAUUGGAAUACAUUAAAUCGUAAGGUACUUUCCAAAAUAGAUAUUAAACUUAAUAAGGAUGUAAUGAAUCGAUUGGCUCAAUCACAACCUGGAGAAAUUGAAAAACUUUUACUUGAAGUGCAUUCUAAAAUUAUAAAAGAUUGCAAUAAAGACCGGAACUGUUUACUUAAAGGAUAUAAAGAGUCAAGUUUAGAGGAAUCAAUAAAAAGUGCCACAAGUCCCGAGGAAUUACUAAAUCAAACUAUACCACGUAAGGUAUUUAUGAAAUUGAAAAAAGAACUCGAUGAGAAGACGCAAGCCAUUCACAUACUUAUAAAAAAAGUUGAGCACUUGGAGAGUAUGCUUAGAUUUAAAGAACAAAGAAUCGAAGACUUGACAACUCAGAUCGAGUCACAUAAUUAAAUAUCUAGAAGCUUAUACUGA
Ceratosolen solmsi marchali is the source of this 722-nucleotide messenger RNA. RefSeq names its product sperm flagellar protein 1. Gene Ontology annotation, cellular component: axoneme. The record is from RefSeq and is a predicted model, not a curated record. Gene Ontology annotation, molecular function: microtubule binding. The transcript has 3 exons. Lineage: Eukaryota; Metazoa; Arthropoda; Insecta; Hymenoptera; Agaonidae. Gene Ontology annotation, biological process: regulation of cytoskeleton organization.